AACAUUUGUCAAAAUAAAAAUAAAACAUAAAGAGACGUGCUGCGGGCCAGAUUGAAGAUGCUGGUGAGCUACAUGCGUGCCGUAAUGUGGACACCCUUGCACUGGCGUAUCUGUGCUUUCAAAAGUGAUACUUAAAUACUGCUUCUUUCCUUUUUUUAUCAUUAUUUUUAUUAUUUUAGUUCAAAGACCCUGCUUGGGACCGAGCCACAUUUGCUAAAGUGUAGGUAUUCCAUGUUCCUCUAAAAUUGUGCAUUAGAAACCAGUCUCUGAAUGAGAGGGAGAAGACAAGCAGACACCUUGGUGACACAUUUCUCACCUCACAGUGAAAUGUUUAAUGGUCCUAAUGUCUAAUUAGAGCACAUGGCUCAAGUGUGUGCAGGAGCAUAUAUCUGCAUGCUGGGAUCACUGGUGAAGCAGAGCAGAAUGACCCAGUCAGCAGUUGGGAGACAUUAGUUGAGCCCGGAGGAAUAGAGAGUGAGCGUCGUAGAGGAUAGAGCAUCAUGGAGGAACUGGCCCGAGAGAGCAUCAGCCUGCUGGCUCGGUCCGCAUCCCAUUCUGAUCCCCCACAGCUGGGAUCUUUUGGUGCCGUGUUCAUUAUGCUGAAGUCUGCGCUCGGAGCUGGACUACUAAACUUCCCAUGGGCCUUCCAGAAGGCAGGGGGAGUGACCACUGCUGUCAGCGUGGAGCUGGUUUCUCUGGUGUUCCUCAUCAGUGGGCUGGUCAUCCUUGGCUAUGCCUCAUCCGUCAGCAGACAAAAAACCUACCAGGACGUGGUGAGGGAAGUGUGUGGAAGUGCGGUCGGUCAACUGUGCGAGGUCUGCUUCUGCUUCAAUCUCUUCAUGAUAUGUGUCGCCUUUCUGGUGGUGGUGCAGGACCAGCUGGAAAAAUUGUGUAUUUCUCUGUAUGAGACGGUGACCGGGUCAGGUGAGGAGGAAAUGCCCUAUCAUUGGUACACAGAUCAGCGCUUUGCCCUCUUCAUCAUGUGCCUCGUCAUCAUCCUACCACUCUCCAUCCCAAAAGAAAUUGGCAUCCAGAAAUACACAAGUGUGCUGGGAACCUUGGCUGCAACCUACCUCUGUGUGGCAGUUAUUGUCAAAUACUACAUGAUGGAGGACCACACCGCCAUUAUAACGCCAGAGCACAGUCAAGGUGUAGGCUCGUGGGCGUCUAUGUUCAGUGUUGUGCCAACCAUCUGCUUUGGUUUCCAGUGUCAUGAAGCCUGCAUCGCCAUCUACAGCAGCAUGGAGAACCAGAAGAUCUCGCACUGGGUGGUCAUCUCUGUCAUCUCCAUGCUCUUCUGUCUGCUCAUCUACACUCUCACUGGUGUGUACGGCUUCAUGACGUUUGGUAGAGCGGUUGCCUCGGAUAUCUUGAUGUCGUAUCCAGGGAACGAUGUGGUCAUGAUCAUUUCCAGACUGCUUUUCGGAAUAUCAAUCAUCACCAUCUAUCCUAUUAUUCUUCUUUUAGGGAGGUCCGUCAUCCUAAAUCUGAUGGUGCGGAUCCAAAGGCGUCGGCAUGGAAUUGUGACACACUCCUUUGAGAGUCGCUGCAGGGUGCUUCUCACUGUGAUCUGGAUCACCAUCACUCUUCUUAUCGCCAUGUUUGUCCCUGACAUGGGUGAGGUCAUCAGCGUGAUUGGAGGAAUCAGCGCCUUCUUCAUCUUUAUUUUUCCUGGUCUUUGCUUGGUGUUCAUCAUGCAAAAUGAACCAGUGAAUCCAAGAGUCAGGAUUGUUUUAACCGUUUGGGGAAUCAUAACGAUUGUUGUUGGGGCCUUCAUCUUCGGACAGAGUACAACUAUUGCUGUCAUGGAGCAACUACAGAAAUUCUGAACAUCUUCAUCACCACCAUCAUCAUCAUGGUGCUCCAAUCUUAGUCCAGAGCACUGGAUGGCGCUGUUUUGUUUUGCACAACUGAACAUUGAUUUUUUUGUUAGGUUAUAGGCUUUCAUGACUUAUUGGUUCUAUUUGUGGGAUCAU
Entelurus aequoreus (snake pipefish) is the source of this 1976-nucleotide messenger RNA. RefSeq names its product solute carrier family 38 member 8b (gene slc38a8b). The transcript has 10 exons. The record is from RefSeq and is a predicted model, not a curated record. Gene Ontology annotation, biological process: amino acid transmembrane transport. Gene Ontology annotation, molecular function: amino acid transmembrane transporter activity. NCBI's taxonomy places the organism in Eukaryota, Metazoa, Chordata, Actinopteri, Syngnathiformes, Syngnathidae. Bases 501 to 1829 code for a protein of 442 amino acids.